Cladocopium goreaui is the source of this 513-nucleotide messenger RNA. The record is from the annotation of a GenBank genome assembly. Lineage: Eukaryota; Dinophyceae; Suessiales; Symbiodiniaceae.
AGGUUCAGAAUCAAAUGCGACCUGCGCGACCUGAAACUGGCCAUGGGCUGCUCGCCGAUGGAACCUCGACAUCUCCGGGAGCGUUGCGAGCAGAUGUUGAGGUGAAACAGAUCCCCAAGGGUAUCCUUGGUCUGCAUGGAGACACCUUGCUGCUGUCUCGUGCUAAGGGCCCUUUGGUGCACACUCACUUUGCCUUGGCCGGACGAGCUGCGCCCAUGGAACUUGCUGCUAUGGAGGUGAGAAGAGAUCCCAAGGCACCAAUGACGAUCACGGCAAGGCCCUUGGUCACCGUGCAUGAGGUCUCCAGCGAAUUCUUGCGAGCCGUGUCUCCCAAAAAGGUCAACGAGCACGAGAUCAAGAUCGAGGCGAAUGAGCAACUGGUUCGGAAAGCCUGUUGUUUCUGGGAUUGUCGCGUGAACGAAUGAGUGCCAUAAGCGCCGUGCUGCCCAAUGAUGGCAACGUGGACCGAAGAAAUUACAGGACUGGAGGAACGAAACAGACCUUGGUACCUAG